UGCUAGCUUAUUUGUUUUAUUAAUACUCGCUAGAAUCAUCAUGGAGUCUGAAAAUCUUCAUCCCCGUGAACUUAAGGCUCAAGAGCUGUAUGUUAAAUAUUCCUCUCUGGUAACUCCAACAAGCCAUCCAGUUUCAACCAUAGAUGAAUGGAACCCAAACCUCUUUCCGAAUAUUGGUAGUAAACACAAUAGGGAUCUGAAUGAAACCAUGUCAAAAUCAAGGGAUCCAUGCUUCAACGAACAAUCUGCAAGUGAAUUUCUGCUUGCAAAUAUCAAAGAUGAGAUGUCGGAUUCCUUCCCCAGCCUGAGUGAGACGAUUUACUGUCACUCUAUAGAGCACUCAUAUCUACCAUCUAAAAAGCACUACUGUGCACAAUAUCCUAGUGACUAUGAUCUUGGAGGAAAUUAUCUAUGGCACAGCAAUUUCUCCAUUGCUAACAACAUGACCGAGCUGCAGCUUUCGUCAGGAGAAUUGAACAGUAAUGUUCAUCAUUCCCCAUGUCCGGGAACUACAUUGGCAACGAGCAGACAUGAUUUCAAUCAUGUCUUUCCAAGUACAAACAUUUCCACCUCGGAUUUCUGUUCCACCUUGUUGUCAAGCUCUUUGGACUUGAACUUGAAAUCCUUGGAUCUUUUGACCUCAACGCAUGAUGGUGGAAGCUAUAAUCAAUCUUUACUUGAUAUGAUUCCCGGGAAAUUAAGCAGAGGCGUGUUUAUGGGCCAUGAAUCCCAUGAUCACAGAAGAGAACAUAGUGAUAGUACAUCCACCAGUUCCAAAGUAUCAUCCUUUGUUAGUGGAUCCAUUACAAGCACAAAGAGGCCAGGUAGCUUUUCUGAUACAAUGGAAUCGACGCAUACAGAUGCUAAAAAGCAUAGGUCCUCAUGUCCCACAUUGAAGCUGCAGGUUAGGAAAGAGAAACUAGGAGACAGGAUUGCAGCUCUUCAGAAGUUAGUGGCACCUUUUGGCAAGACAGAUACAUCUACUGUGUUAACAGAAGCCAUUGGGUACAUCCAGUUCCUCCAGGACCAAGUUCAGACACUGAGUGUGCCAUUUAUGAAGUCAUCACAAAGCAAGCAUUAUGGGCCAAAGCAAGGGGGUUCAAGAGAGGAAGAAGGGAAAAAAGAGCACAAGUGUGACCUUAGAAGUAGAGGAUUAUGCCUUGUGCCCCGGUCUUUGGCAUCACAGUUUAUUAAUAGUUGCUGUAGUGGGAUUUGGACAUCUCCCCAUUGAGAGAACUUGAGGUUGUACGUAAUAAAUAGUCAUUGUGGCCUUUCGGAUUAUGACGACUACAGGUGUAUGACCGUAGGUUCAAGGUCUGGUUAUGGAAGCUUACAUCUUUGGCUGGCUCAUUU
Hibiscus syriacus is the source of this 1353-nucleotide messenger RNA. Its product is annotated as transcription factor bHLH110-like. Gene Ontology annotation, cellular component: nucleus. The record is from RefSeq and is a predicted model, not a curated record. Gene Ontology annotation, molecular function: RNA polymerase II cis-regulatory region sequence-specific DNA binding; DNA-binding transcription factor activity, RNA polymerase II-specific; protein dimerization activity. Lineage: Eukaryota; Viridiplantae; Streptophyta; Magnoliopsida; Malvales; Malvaceae. Bases 41 to 1231 code for a protein of 396 amino acids. The transcript is spliced from 7 exons. Gene Ontology annotation, biological process: regulation of transcription by RNA polymerase II.